AUGAACGGCGACGCGGGCCUAGUAGGCUGCCUUGUGGACAGGUUGACCACGAGACUUCCCCACCGCACCGGCACGCCAACCCAGGACCUCUCCCAGGAUGACAUCGUCUCCAUCACCCGCGCCUCGCUGGUCAAGAUCAGCGCCUCCUCCAUCACCCUGAUCCUCGAUGCCCUCCUGACCCUGCUCGAGGAACUCGCCCGGCCAUACAAGACCGUCCAUUCGCACCCACCCCAUGUGCUCCUCUCCGAACUCUACGUCGUCGAGCUCAUCGCCGACUGCUGCGCCAGCAAUUGGUAUCGCAAAGGGUCUAGCGACAAACCGGCCCCUUCCCCCAUACCCGAUGACUCCUUAUCUCCUUCACAGCGAGCCGCUUUCCCCAAUCCUGAACCACUCAGCGAUGUACAGCUCAGGCGCAUGUUCGAGGCCACCAAGGUCCUCUUCGAACCCAUCCCAGAUAAUUACUCGAUCCCGCCCAAGGCGAUACUAGACGAUUCCUCCGCCAAGCACAUAACGACCUCCGGUCUUGAAGAACCCACACGAACGCCGCUCUCGGCCUCGUCCAGUGAGGCUCCGGACACGCGAAACCUCCUCCAAGCCCAUGCGGGCGCCGUCGAAGCAAACGUCAAGCUAAUCGUCGAGUACGUAACGGCGUCGUCAUGGCCCGCCGGUUUUGAAUUCUUCCGGAACAUCAUGUACUUGGCCCGGAACGUACCCCCUCAGGGAGCUGCCGUAGCCCCGAGCCCUACCGCUGCCGAUGACGAGCGAGCCGCGCUUAUCAUGCUGCGCCUCGUCUCGUUCUUUUGGGCCGACAGCCAGAAACUGAGUCUCGUCGUGCAAGAGCUCUGCUCCAGCUUCCUGCACUACCGCAAGUCCUUCCAGAACACCAUCGCCGUCGUCAUGCCCCAGAUCAUCACCCGCUGGUUGGACAGGUACCCAGACGAGUUUGUCCAACUGCACUCCAUGAGCAGUCCUAAGCGCCGCGAUAAUUCACCAGAUACCCUGUUCGACAUGACGCUGACGAUCGGCGAUAACGGACGCCGAAAGGGCAUGUUUCCGAUGCAGAUGACGCUGCUGUUUCUCCAACCCGAUGUCUUUGAAGUGGCCAGCAACAUGCGCGAGUCCAAGGGGGCCAGCAUCGCCAAGAAGGUACAGUUUCUAGACGGGCUCAGAAAGGCGCUCAGGAACCGCAACGAACAAGCCGCGUUUUGUCUAGUGCUGCUUCUCAGGGCCGCGCGGCACUUUGAUGCCGAGAGCGACUCGGCGCUGAUGAGCUACGCCAUGGAUGUGCAGGACGAGGUGCGGGAUGCCGUGUUCCGGCGGUUCACACCCGGCGCAGAGGCCGUGUUGUACGAGCAGGACAUCAUGACAGCCGCCUUCGUGUCGCUGUUGCAUCUCAAUUUUGAACACUCGGUCGAGUCGCUCGCAGUGUCCUGUCUCUCCUCCUCGGCGCCGCACAGCUUCAAGAUUGCCGUCGUCCAGGCGUGUGCCCACUUUGCGCGCUUGGAGAACAACCAAAAGUACCAGCCCCUUUUCAGCACCGUGAGUGCCUUCAUUCAGGGCAAAUUGCAGGCCAUGGCCUCCCUCCUCGCCGAUGGGUACAUCGAAGACCACAGCGCCCAGCGCAACGCUGUGGAGAGCCCCCCGUCUAUCAGCAUGGUGUGCAAUAUCCUCGGCUUCCUCGACGCCUCGCCCAUGACCCUUUUUGAGGGCCCGCCCGCGGACAAGGAUGAGCGCGACCAGUUCUACGAGGAGAACCUGGGCGCACUCAUCUCGUGCAUCAUCGCCGCUGAUGAAUCCGUCAGGCGACUGGCGACGGGCGUCGCCAAACGCUUGUUUGCGAAGGAAAAGGUUCUUGCGAACUUGAGGUCGUCUGAGGGACUCGGGACGAAGGCGUUUAAAACAAAGUUUUGGAGGUUGACGUCGCUUAUUCUCAUCUCCAUCUGUGACAAGGCGAGACUGCCCUGCACCGCCGAAGCUCUCAAGUCUAUCAAUGGGUACCUUGAAUCAAGGCUACUUUUGCUGACGUCGAUCCCGGAGUUGGGCCAAACCUCCGACGACAUAUCCGAGCGUACUGCCGCAUCUAGCAAGCUGGAGAAACUAUUUCUCGUCUCGCUUUGUUCGGCGGACAUGGAAGCCUGCCAAACCGUCAUCUCCUGCAUCAGCACCUUCCUCGACGAGUGCCGCCUCAUCGACACCGCUCCAGCGACGGCAAAGUCAUCACUAACUCUUCUCCGUAAUGGCGAAAUCUUCGGCGAGAUCUCAUCGCGUGACUUCAGGUUCACCGGGAUUGUGGCAUUCCAAAAGAGGGUUAGGGCUCUCCUCAGGCGCAUGCAAUACCCCAGCGCCGGCAUACUCGACGCCUGGGAGUUCGUUUUCGACAAGUGGCUGCAACUGUCCAUGGAGAUUUCACAAGCAGGCGCUGGCCAAGCUGUCACAGAGAGGAUGGUGGCCGAGUGGCGGAACUAUUCGGGUUUCCUCGCCUCGCUUGGAGGCAUCUGUACGGCCGAGCAGGCUACCAACCUCGAGGAGCCUGCUAUCAGCGGGCUAAAAUGGAUCGACCGGCUGUCGUCCGGGAACCACGAAGAACCGCUCCUAACGCGCUAUCUCAGGCUGAGCAUCCAGCUGCUGGCGUGCGCCAACGUCCGGGUCCGCGAGACCAUGAGGGAGGUCCUCUCCUCCGAGGUGCCGCCAUCCCUAUUCCAGCCCCUGUUCAAGGCGCUCGAGACGGAGCUCGACGUGCUCUUCGCCGGUGCCCUUGAGCCGAGCGUCAAGGGUCAGGACAACGAUAUCAUUUUUGCGGAGCAGUCUUCCUCGCUCCUAAAGGUCCUCGUCGAGCGACUCGACACGCCGUCGGAUUUGGGCGCCGCAUCGACCCUCCACCUGGGCGCCCUCUGUCUCAACUUUGCCAAAAGUCUUGACGGCGUCGCCGAGACACCCAACAGCCUCCGCGUGAAGAUCAAGAUUUGCCAACUCGUCGAAGCAGUGACCAAACGCAAAGAGCAGCUCAACCUGCGCGACGACGUGCGUAUCCGCAACCAGCUGCUCGAGUACAUCUUCCGUUGGAUCGCCCGGCCACGCUCGCCCCGCGAUUCCGCGCCGCAUGCCGGCGGCCGCCAGGACGAGAUGCUCCGCGUCCAGCGCGAUCUCGACAAAGCCUGUCUCCGCUCCCUUUCCACACUCACUUUCAGGUUGCCCCUCCAGCCGGGCGACGGGCAGACUGACGUCGGCACCAGCGAGCUCAAGUCCCAAAUGUUCCACCAAUACUUCAACCGUUUCCUGUCUCUCCUCAACAUAGACUCCAAUGGGCCAGAUUUAGGCCGCGUGGGGGAGCACCAUGGCUACCACGGCAAUCAUUAUUUUGGUUCCACUGGCAGCGGGGGCACGGCCACGUCGGAGGCAUCGACGUCGGAUCUGGCCAUCACGAUCCUGUCCAAUCUCCUCAGCGCUAAUAUCGAUGUCGGCCUCAAACACUCGCUGAGCAUAGGGUACCACGAGAAUCCCGACAUUCGGACCGCAUUUGUCAGAGUGUUGUACAAUAUCCUUGUUCAAGGGACAGAGUUCAACAACCUGAGCGAUGCGGCUGUGAACGAGAAGUAUGAUAAGCUGUUGGAUCUUCUUGCGAGUGAUCCGAGCUUGGCCGCAGCCAUGAGCGCCGUCUGUCCCAGUCAUGAGGUGGAUGAGCUCACCAUCUCAUUGCUGAAUAUCUAUGAGGCGAGAGGAUCAAGUUACGUGCUUCUUGAGGCUCUUAUAAAACAGGAAAUCGAGGAAACAGAUAACGAGUCUGAGCUCCUCCGCCGAACGUGCGUGGCCACCAAGAUGUUGACCAUCUUUGCCAAGUGGAAGGGCGUCGGCUACCUCAAGGACACGCUGCAGAACGUCGUUGAGCGGCUUAUGAUGACGUCUAAAGACCUAAGUCUGGAGCUUGACCCGGCUAGGGUUAGCUCUCCUGAGGAACUGCAGACCAACGCGAACAAUCUGCAAAUAGUCGCGCGGGUAUUUAUCGACAAUAUCUGCGGCUCGUCGUCGAGCAUCCCGGCCUCGUUUCGCCAGAUUUGCAGUAUCAUCUCAGAAGCGGUUGUGGAGAGGUUUCCUGACGCCAAAUACACCGCCGUCGGGGCGUUCAUCUUCCUGCGCUUCUUUUGCCCGGCGAUUGUCGCCCCUGAGGCCGAAGGCCUGGUGGCAACGCCGCCUUCUAAAGAGAUGCGCCGUGGGCUGCUGCUCAUCGCCAAAGUCAUCCAGAACCUGGCAAAUAACGUUCUGUUUGGCGCCAAGGAGCCGUACAUGUUUCCGUUGAUUGACUUCCUGACUAAUAAUAUCUACAAAGUCACGACAUUCUUGCGGGAGAUCUCGGUUCCGCCAACUGCCGUGGAUACGACUGAUCGGGGCGAGUCGUUCGAAUUUGGCUCUUGCGUGGCCCUCCACAGGUUUCUGUACGAGCAUUGGGACCACGUGCGCCAGCGGCUGGCCUCCAAAGAGAAGAGAGAGUUUGUGCGAUCGCCGGCCGAGUCGACGAGGAGUCGGACGCCCGCGAUUGAGCCGCUAAGAAACCUCAUCAUGAACCUGGGGCCACCGCCUCUGGCCGUGACGUGGAACCGACCGCAGAUCUCGGGUAACAGCCCGCCGUCUUACUCCAGGUUCCAGGACUUCAUGCUUCGAAACGCUUUUCGGAGCGCCGAGUCGUUCCUCACCGCCCGCGCCGUUUACGACGGUGGUGAGAGCAAGGACGGACUGUCCAUUAUCUGCAUCAUUCUACGCAACAUCGACGGCGAGUCUAUCGACUAUGACACUCUGAUUUACUGCUACCUCAAGAUUGCCAGCCGGCUGUGGCACAGGCCUUUUGGUCUUCUCAUCGAUUCAACGUACUACAGCGGGCAGAAUGAGCCCAAGGACGAGUUGUUCCACAAGCUUGAACUACUCACGCCACGAGAACUCUCCAGGCAACUCACGCGCAUAUACGUCUACAACAUGAAUAGCGCGUCGAAGAAGUGCCUGAGGCGGAUCCUCCGAGUUUCCGCCAAAAGCGAGACGAGCGUGUUCAGCCCGGCGAACGUGCAGUACAAUCUCAUUGGGAGCCUGCAAGACCUGCAGGCCCACUUCCAUCUCAGCCAGUUGCAUCUUCCUAAGGAGACCAUCAGCGUGGUGACGGACACGCGCUACGUGUUCCAUCCGAUCACUAGGCUAUCGAAGUCCAAGGGCAAGGUUGACGUUAUCAUUAAGGUUGGCAGUCAGUUUGUACAGGUCACCACGACUAAAAAACAGGAAGUACCCGGCUUGCGCAUGAGCACGACGGUCAACGACAUCUUCCGGCUCGGCGAUGUCGACGAAGCGCCCACCUCAAUCCAAACAGAGGAUGACUCGGCGUUCGGUCUCAGGGCCGACAACGGCAAGAUCGUCAUGUACUUCACCAGCUCCAGAAAGGCCGAUAUCUUACAGGCCAUCCGCGCCGCAAAGACCAAAUACGCCAAGGACACGAGGGCGACAAAGUCGUUUGAGCGUCUGAUCCGGCCGCAGGACGUCCCGGGGACACUGCUAAAUCUGGCCCUGACAAAUCUUGCCACUCCCGAUCCCGUCUUGAGGCUGUCGUCGUAUAACCUGCUCAGUGCGCUGUGCAAGGCGUUCAAGUUCACGGCCGCGUCCAAGCUCAUGAGCACUAGGGAGAUCUCCGUGCCGAUGGACCCGUCGCAGUUCAUCAUCAAGAUCAGCAAGAGCUUGGCCCAGACCGAACCGCAGCUGACGGCGGAUUUUCUGAAUGAGUUCUUCGUUGGGUGGGAUAGCUUCUUGGACGAGCAAAAGCCCCUGAGCUUGGCGUACAUGGCGCCCUGGAUCCCUGGGCUGCGGACGUCUCUCCUGGCGGGCGAGGUCGAGAGCGACAAGGCGAGGGAAAAGAUUGCCGCCUUGUUCAGGAAGCUGAUUGAUGUCGCACUGUCGGACUUGACGCUCACGUUUGCGCUGGAACAGUCGGUUUGGCCGGUCAUUUACCAGGAUGAAGUCCUGCUGGAUAUCUUCCUCGAGGAGAUCAUCAAAGCGGCCCUCGCCCACGGGUUCGAGGAUGACCAGACCGAGACGUUGACUUCGAUCGCCAACGCCAUCGGCACGAUCACCCUGAGGGGCAAGGUCAUCUCACGUCUGCGGAAAGCGCUCAAUCGGUCGUCGUUGCGGCCGACCAAGUCGCUGCCCGACAAUGCGGUGUGGAACGAGAUCUGCGUGCUGCUGCAGUUCUGUCUGGCGCUGUCGUUCGACAGCGGCGUGCAGGCCCAGACGUACAUGCCGGAGAUCUUCCACGCCGUCACGAUGCUUGCGAACACGGGCAUGCCGGACGUCAGAGUGGUCGUCCACCGGCUGCUCAUCAACACGGUCCACUCGGCGUGCACCUCCUUUGCGCUCGACGAGGACAGGCUUACCAAGCUGAGAGCAACACUCGAGACGCUGUCGGACCCGAAGAAUGACAUCUUUGUCAACUCGGUCACCUUCAUGCGCGAUGGCGCAUCCAUCUCGACGAACCAGGAGGCCGGCCCGACGCUGGCCGCGACGGAGAACCUGGCUACGAUUCUGUUCGAGACGUGCGCCGUUGCAGCGCCGUCGGUCGAUAUGGCCAACGUCUGGCGCUCGAGGUGGAUGAGCCUGGUCGCGAGCACGGCCUUCCAGAACAACCCCGCCAUCCAGCCCCGUGCGUUUACCGUCAUGGGCUGCCUCGCGCGCGAGGAGGUUGACGAUGACCUGCUGUACCAGGUUCUUGUUGCGCUGCGCAAUAGUGUGGGCCGCUUCGGCGAGGACAGCAACAGCGACAUGCUCGUCGCCAUCGUCACCUCUCUAUCCAAGAUGAUGGCCAAGUUGCCGUCGGCCUCCCGCUACGGUCUGCAACUCUUCUGGCUCGCCAUCUCGCUGCUGCGGCUGGUGCCGUCCAACCUGUUCAACUGCACCGCCAUGUUCCUCGAGGCGGUGCUCACCAACAUCAGCACGACCGGCGACAUGCGCGGCGGCGGCGACAAGGUGGUGCCGUACCUGCUGCAGGGCCGGAACCAGCUCGAGGAUGCGGCUCUACCGUUGGAUGACGCCUACGGGAUCCACUUCAACAGCGAGAACUUCCACUACGCCGCGUGCGCGUGCCUCGUGAGGGGGCUGACGGAUGGCGUCACCAAGACCACGGCGCUGCGGGUCCUGACCUCGUUCCUGGAAAUGACCAUCCCCAUGAAGACCAACCCCGGCGGCGGCUCGACCAGCCGGGGCGAACGAGACAUCCACGAUCUCGCGGCGUCCCCGUACAUGACGCUCGUCCUGGCGCGCACGGCGUCGAUCGACGAGCUGCGCGAGCACCUGUGGGCGGCGGGCAUCAACGUCAGCCUCUCGGGCGUGUCGGACCCGGCGGCGCUGCGCGCGGAGCAGGACCUGGCGCGGCUCAAGGACAAGGACCUGCUGCUCAACACGGCCGUCGAGCUCGUCGACUUCCAGUACCUCGAGGACGCGGUGCAGAACCGCAGCCUGCAGUGGCUGAACCGCAUUGCGCUGAGCCGGCCGGCGGUCGCGAUGCAUCUCUGCGCCCCCAUCAUCUCCCUGCUCGACGACAUCCUGCUGCACUGCCAGUCGUCGGCGACGCUCGAGUCGGCGCACGUGCUGCUGCAGACGCUCACGUCGAACCCACGCUUCUCGGCCUCGUCCCUCGACGCCUCGGCCGCCGCCCUCAACGACACGCUCGACGACCUCGGCUUCGCGGGCCUCUGGCGCAGCUGCUCCUUCAACCUGGCCCAGGAGCAGCAGGACCGUACGUGCUUUGGGUUGACGGAGAAGUUGAUUGAGGUGAGUUCCUUUACUUUUUUUGGGAGUUUUCUUUUUAUUGAAGGGUGGAGUGGGUGUUGCAUUGGGCGAUCGAACGUGUCUUUGGCUGACUUACUGGGUGUGUUGUAG
Chaetomium fimeti is the source of this 7902-nucleotide messenger RNA. RefSeq lists its product as uncharacterized. The record is from RefSeq and is a predicted model, not a curated record. Lineage: Eukaryota; Fungi; Ascomycota; Sordariomycetes; Sordariales; Chaetomiaceae. Bases 1 to 7902 code for a protein of 2633 amino acids. The transcript is spliced from 10 exons. Gene Ontology annotation, biological process: regulation of GTPase activity.